GCGGAGGGGCGGUGGCGGAGGGAGAUGAGGAGAUAGGCGGGAGUGAGGGAGCGAGGGAGUGAAAGAGGGCGAGAGGAGUGGAGCGGCGCGGGGAGGCCGCGCAGCUUGGUUGCUCCGUAGUACGGCGGCUCGCGAGGGAGCAUCCUGAGCGGGCUCCGGGACGGCCGGGAGGCAGGCGGACGGACGGACGGACGGACGGGCGGGCGGGGAUGGUGUGCGCGGCCGCGGACCCUGCGUUCCUCCGCGCGGCGUGCGGGCUGCACUGAUUUGUGCGAGGGGCGGCCGCGCGCACCCGCCCGGAGAUGAGGCGUCGAUCAGCAAGGUGAAAGUUAUAGAACCAUGGCUCAGUUUCCCACACCCUUCGGUGGUAGCCUGGAUAUCUGGGCCAUCACUGUGGAGGAACGAGCCAAGCAUGACCAGCAGUUCCAUAGUUUGAAGCCGAUAUCUGGAUUCAUUACUGGUGAUCAAGCAAGGAACUUUUUUUUCCAGUCUGGGUUACCUCAGCCUGUCUUAGCACAAAUAUGGGCGCUGGCGGACAUGAAUAACGAUGGAAGGAUGGAUCAGGUGGAGUUUUCCAUAGCCAUGAAGCUCAUCAAACUAAAACUGCAAGGCUAUCAGCUCCCCUCCGCACUUCCCCCGGUCAUGAAACAGCAGCCAGUGGCUGUCUCCAGUGCACCAGCAUUUGGUAUUGGAGGGAUUGCUAGCAUGCCACCUCUCACAGCUGUUGCUCCCGUGCCAAUGGGCUCCAUCCCAGUUGUUGGAAUGUCUCCACCCCUAGUAUCUUCUGUCCCUCCAGCAGCAGUGCCUCCCCUGGCUAACGGGGCUCCUCCUGUCAUACAGCCUCUGCCUGCAUUUGCUCAUCCUGCAGCCACAUUGCCAAAGAGUUCUUCCUUCAGCAGAUCUGGUCCAGGGUCACAAUUAAACACUAAAUUACAGAAGGCACAAUCAUUCGAUGUAGCCAGCGCCCCUCCAGCAGCAGAAUGGGCUGUGCCUCAGUCAUCAAGGCUGAAAUACAGGCAGUUAUUCAACAGCCACGACAAAACCAUGAGUGGACACCUAACAGGUCCCCAGGCAAGAACUAUUCUCAUGCAAUCAAGUUUACCCCAGGCUCAGCUGGCUUCAAUAUGGAAUCUUUCUGACAUUGAUCAAGAUGGAAAACUCACUGCAGAGGAAUUUAUCCUAGCUAUGCACCUAAUUGAUGUUGCUAUGUCUGGUCAGCCACUGCCACCUGUCCUGCCUCCAGAAUACAUCCCUCCUUCAUUUAGAAGGGUCCGCUCUGGCAGUGGGAUGUCUGUCAUCAGCUCCUCUUCUGUGGAUCAGAGGCUGCCUGAGGAGCCGUCGUCAGAGGACGAGCAGCAGGUAGAGAAGAAGCUGCCUGUGACAUUUGAAGAUAAGAAGCGGGAGAAUUUUGAGAGAGGCAAUCUGGAGCUGGAGAAGCGCAGGCAAGCCCUCUUGGAGCAGCAGCGCAAAGAGCAGGAACGGUUAGCUCAGCUAGAGCGUGCUGAGCAAGAGCGGAAAGAGCGAGAGCGCCAGGAACAGGAGCGCAAGAGACAGCUGGAGCUGGAGAAACAGCUAGAGAAGCAGCGGGAGCUGGAGAGGCAGCGAGAGGAGGAGAGAAGGAAGGAGAUCGAGAGGCGGGAGGCAGCAAAACGGGAACUCGAACGGCAGCGACAACUUGAAUGGGAACGGAACAGGAGACAGGAGCUCCUGAAUCAGAGGAACAAGGAGCAGGAGAGCAUCGUGGUCCUGAAGGCGAGGAGGAAGACUCUGGAGUUUGAGUUAGAAGCUCUGAAUGACAAAAAGCAUCAGCUAGAAGGAAAGCUUCAGGAUAUCAGGUGUCGACUGGCAUCCCAGAGGCAAGAAAUUGAGAGCACGAACAAGUCUAGAGAGCUGAGAAUUGCUGAAAUCACCCACUUACAGCAGCAGUUGCAGGAAUCUCAGCAAAUGCUUGGAAGACUUAUUCCAGAGAAACAAAUACUCAAUGACCAAUUAAAACAAGUGCAGCAGAACAGUUUGCAUAGAGAUUCACUUCUUACCCUCAAAAGAGCCUUGGAAGCAAAGGAGCUGGCCCGGCAGCAGCUUCGAGAGCAGCUGGAUGAGGUGGAGAGAGAGACCAGGUCAAAGCUGCAGGAGAUUGACGUUUUCAACAACCAGCUGAAGGAACUGAGAGAAAUACAUAGUAAGCAGCAACUCCAGAAGCAGAGGUCCAUCGAGGCAGAGCGGCUGAAACAGAAAGAGCAGGAGAGGAAGAGCCUAGAGUUAGAAAAGCUAAAGGAGGACGCUCAGAGACGAGUUCAGGAAAGGGACAAGCAAUGGCUGGAGCAUUCGCAGCAGGAGGAGCAGACUCGACCUCGAAAACCCCACGAGGACGACAGACUAAAAAGGGAAGACAGUGUCAAGAAGAAGGAGGCGGAAGAGAGAGCCAAGCCAGAAAUGCAAGACAAGCAGAGUCGGCUUUUCCAUCCACAUCAAGAGCCAGCUAAGCCAGCUGUUCAGGCACCCUGGUCUACCACAGAGAAAGGCCCGCUUACAAUUUCUACAAGAGAGAGUGUAAAAGUGGUGUAUUACCGAGCACUGUACCCCUUUGAAUCCAGAAGUCAUGACGAGAUCACCAUCCAGCCAGGAGAUAUAGUCAUGGUGGAUGAAAGCCAGACUGGAGAGCCAGGGUGGCUUGGAGGAGAGCUGAAAGGGAAGACAGGAUGGUUUCCUGCAAACUAUGCAGAGAAGAUUCCAGAAAAUGAGCUUCCCACUCCAAGCAAACCAGUGACCGAUCUGACAUCUGCUCCUGCCCCCAAACUGGCUGUGCGUGAGCCCCCCGCUCCUCUGCCAGUGACCACUUCUGAACCCUCUGCAACCCCCAGCAACUGGGCAGACUUCAGUUCCACGUGGCCCAGCAGUACAAAUGAGAAACCAGAAACGGACAACUGGGACACAUGGGCGGCUCAGCCUUCUCUGACCGUCCCCAGUGCUGGCCAGUUAAGGCAGAGGUCGGCCUUUACGCCAGCCACAGCCACUGGCUCCUCCCCAUCUCCUGUCCUGGGCCAGGGUGAAAAGGUGGAAGGGCUACAAGCGCAAGCCCUGUAUCCCUGGAGAGCCAAAAAAGACAACCACUUAAAUUUUAAUAAAAGUGACGUCAUCACCGUUCUGGAACAGCAAGACAUGUGGUGGUUUGGAGAAGUUCAAGGUCAGAAGGGUUGGUUCCCCAAGUCUUACGUGAAACUCAUUUCAGGGCCCGUAAGGAAAUCCACAAGCAUCGAUACCGGCCCAACUGAAAGUCCUGCUAGUCUAAAGAGAGUGGCUUCCCCAGCCGCCAAGCCAGCCAUUCCUGGAGAAGAAUUUAUUGCCAUGUACACUUACGAGAGUUCUGAGCAAGGAGAUUUAACCUUUCAGCAAGGGGAUGUGAUUGUGGUUACCAAGAAAGAUGGUGACUGGUGGACGGGAACGGUGGGCGACAAGUCCGGAGUCUUCCCUUCUAACUAUGUGAGGCUUAAAGAUUCAGAGGGCUCUGGAACUGCUGGGAAAACAGGGAGUUUAGGAAAAAAACCUGAAAUCGCCCAGGUUAUUGCUUCCUACACUGCUACUGGUCCCGAACAACUCACCCUGGCUCCUGGUCAGCUGAUUCUGAUCCGAAAAAAGAACCCAGGUGGAUGGUGGGAAGGAGAGCUGCAAGCUCGAGGGAAAAAGCGCCAGAUAGGGUGGUUCCCAGCAAAUUAUGUCAAACUUCUAAGCCCCGGAACAAGCAAAAUCACCCCAACUGAGCUACCCAAGACCGCAGCGCAGCCAGCGGUGUGCCAGGUGAUCGGGAUGUACGAUUACACCGCACAGAACGAUGACGAGCUAGCCUUCAGCAAAGGCCAGGUCAUCAACGUCCUCAACAAGGAUGACCCGGACUGGUGGAAAGGAGAAGUCAGUGGGCAAGUUGGGCUCUUCCCAUCCAAUUAUGUGAAGCUGACCACAGACAUGGACCCCAGCCAGCAAUGGUGCUCAGACCUCCAUCUCUUAGAUAUGUUGACCCCGACUGAGAGGAAGCGACAAGGCUACAUCCAUGAACUCAUUGUCACAGAGGAGAACUAUGUGAAUGACCUGCAGCUGGUCACAGAGAUCUUUCAGAAACCCCUGACGGAGUCUGAGCUGCUGACAGAAAAAGAGGUUGCUAUGAUUUUUGUUAACUGGAAGGAGCUGAUUAUGUGUAAUAUCAAAUUGCUGAAAGCGCUAAGAGUCCGCAAGAAGAUGUCUGGGGAGAAGAUGCCGGUGAAGAUGAUCGGUGACAUCCUGAGCGCCCAGCUGCCACACAUGCAGCCUUAUAUUCGCUUCUGCAGCUGCCAGCUCAAUGGGGCUGCCCUCAUCCAGCAGAAGACGGAUGAAGCUCCAGACUUCAAGGAGUUCGUCAAAAGACUGGCAAUGGACCCUCGGUGCAAAGGAAUGCCACUGUCCAGCUUUAUACUGAAACCCAUGCAGCGUGUCACACGAUACCCACUGAUCAUUAAAAAUAUCCUAGAAAACACUCCUGAAAACCACCCCGACCACAGCCACCUGAAGCAUGCCCUGGAGAAGGCAGAGGAGCUGUGCUCCCAGGUGAACGAGGGAGUUCGAGAGAAGGAGAACUCAGACCGGCUGGAGUGGAUCCAAGCCCAUGUGCAGUGUGAAGGCCUUUCCGAGCAACUGGUGUUCAAUUCGGUGACCAACUGCUUGGGACCACGCAAGUUUCUGCACAGCGGGAAGCUCUACAAGGCCAAGAGCAACAAAGAGCUGUACGGCUUCCUCUUCAACGACUUCCUUCUGCUGACCCAAAUCACAAAGCCCUUAGGUUCUUCCGGCACCGACAAAGUCUUCAGCCCCAAAUCUAACCUGCAGUAUAAAAUGUACAAAACGCCCAUUUUCUUAAAUGAGGUUCUAGUAAAAUUGCCCACGGACCCUUCUGGAGAUGAACCUAUCUUCCACAUUUCCCACAUCGACCGGGUCUACACUCUCCGAGCAGAAAGCAUCAAUGAGAGGACUGCCUGGGUGCAGAAAAUCAAGGCCGCAUCUGAGCUCUACAUAGAGACGGAGAAAAAGAAGCGAGAGAAGGCAUACUUGGUCCGUUCCCAGCGGGCGACCGGUAUUGGAAGGUUGAUGGUGAACGUGGUAGAAGGCAUUGAGCUGAAACCCUGUCGGUCACAUGGAAAGAGCAACCCAUACUGUGAGGUGACCAUGGGCUCUCAGUGCCACAUCACUAAGACAAUCCAGGACACGCUGAACCCCAAGUGGAAUUCUAACUGCCAGUUCUUCAUCAGAGACCUGGAGCAGGAGGUUCUCUGCAUCACUGUGUUUGAGAGGGACCAGUUCUCGCCCGACGAUUUUUUGGGACGGACAGAGAUCCGAGUGGCUGACAUCAAGAAAGACCAGGGCUCCAAGGGGCCAGUUACGAAGUGUCUCCUGCUGCAUGAGGUCCCCACAGGAGAGAUUGUGGUCCGCCUUGACCUGCAGUUGUUUGAUGAGCCGUAGCAGCCCUAGGAUGAUCGUAGAUGACUUCCUCCUCAAGGUCCCAUAUGGGCAUGCUAUCUGGUGGUCAGCCACGGAGCAACGGGGGACAGCAAAGAUGAAGCCCCACGAGGCUGCUAGGAGUCAUUCUCGACAAUCCUGCCCUUCAAACCAUGUCUCAUUUUAUGAAUCCAAAUUCUCUUUUCCUUUGUCCUCCCUAUGGUCUCAUCAUGUCUUCUCGGGUCUCUGAAAUCCAUAACCUCCAACUAGGUUCCACUGGGAGCCUGGCUCCUUCCCUGGGCUGGAGGUGUGGGGCUGGUUCCUAUAAAAUAGAUUUAUAAAUGCAGUGACUGUAUUUUGGA
Molecule: messenger RNA, 5822 nt
Organism: Mastomys coucha (southern multimammate mouse)
Lineage: Eukaryota; Metazoa; Chordata; Mammalia; Rodentia; Muridae
Gene: Itsn1
Product: intersectin 1
Exons: 39
Coding region: 340-5484 (1714 amino acids)
Biological process (GO): clathrin-dependent synaptic vesicle endocytosis; intracellular signal transduction; endosomal transport
Cellular component (GO): intracellular vesicle; clathrin-coated pit; presynaptic membrane
Molecular function (GO): protein binding; molecular adaptor activity; guanyl-nucleotide exchange factor activity
Source: RefSeq, a predicted model, not a curated record